Molecule: messenger RNA, 1789 nt
Organism: Venturia canescens
Lineage: Eukaryota; Metazoa; Arthropoda; Insecta; Hymenoptera; Ichneumonidae
Gene: Trmt112
Product: tRNA methyltransferase subunit 11-2
Exons: 3
Coding region: 155-529 (124 amino acids)
Biological process (GO): tRNA methylation; peptidyl-glutamine methylation; rRNA (guanine-N7)-methylation
Molecular function (GO): protein heterodimerization activity
Source: RefSeq, a predicted model, not a curated record
CUUCGAAUCUUAUCGAGAUUUCGGGACCUUUGUAUACGCCACAGAACCAGAAGGACCAGAAGAAAUAAAGAACAGUGUGGUUCGUAGGUUAAUUGUGCAAAUUUGUGCGCGGCACCGUAUAUAUUUGGAUUGCAUUUUCGUAUUAUUUGAGAAAAUGAAGCUUUUAACACACAACAUGUUAACUUCAAAAUGUCUAAAAGGAGUGUCCGUUGGUUAUCCUCUUGGGAUUGUUGCAAAGGACAUUAAAGUUUCGGAGGUAGAUUUCAAUUCGGAACUCAUUGUUAGAAUAAUACCAAAAUUGGAUUGGGCUACUUUGUGGAAAGCUGCAGAAAGUAUUGGCCACGUUGGUGAAUUGCCACAAACUUUGAUACAAGAUUUUGAAACGAAUGAGGAUUUUUUGAAAAAGGUUCAUCACGUUCUGCUGGAAGUUGAAGUGAUAAAUGGAGAUUUGUUAUGUCCAGAGUCUGGCAGAAAAUUCCCAAUAAAUGAUGGAAUACCAAAUAUGUUAUUGAACGAAGACGAAGUUUGAGGUUCUCCAGCACAAAUCUACACUUUAAUGUAUCAUUGUUCCAUCAUUAACCAGUCCUAAUUAUUUCUCAUCUAAAGAAAAAAAAUAGAGCACAAUUUUAUAGGUUUGUUGGAACAUUCAUAAAAGAUCUCUGUAAUUCAGUUCUUCAAAAACAUUGACUUGUUAUCAAACAUUCUCUGAUUUUUCACUAAUACAAAUGGAGAGUAUUAAAUCAAAACAAUGUCUGUGAAUUGAUAACCAUUUAUAAUAACUGAUCGAUAAUUGUUGUCAUAGAAAGUUUAAAAUCGAUCAAUGAACACUCCUGCGCUUGGCAUGAUAUUAGAAAUUCAAAGUUCAUUGCAAGAAACAUUUUACUUUGAAUAAUGUGCUCUCACUUGGAAGAUUUCAACACUUUUGCAAGAUUGUAACACUUUUCUCAAAAUUUUUUCAAACUUGUUUCUUAAUAAUAAAAGCUAUGCUAACUUCGAACAUGAAAAAUGAUAUUAAUUUUCAUAAUUGAAUUGAAUGAUGUUAUUGAGCACAUAAAUUCAAAAAGAUUUUUAUAACUGCAAUCAAUGCAAUAUGUUUUAUGGCUGAAUGAUCAAUGCAAAAGUGAACACCGUCAUUGAAAAAAAAAAUUGUAUAACGAAGAGAACCUUCAAUGUAUCAUUCCGUAAUUCUUGUUUUUGACUCUGAUAAAUAUUUUCUCUUUAAUGCAGUAACGUUUUCAAUCUAGUCGCAAGUCUGAACUGAAAUUUAUUCUCGAAGCUGUGCAUCAAGAGAAAAAUAUUGGCUCUAUUCUAGAAUGAACGAUAACUUUUUUCCGACGAUCGUAGUUGUUUUGUCAAUAUUCGAACGUUCCAAAAAAUCCUAUCUUUAGAUUUCAUACUUCGCUAUCGUAGAUUCUAGUAAAUACAUUUCUAUAAAUCUCUCGAAGAUUUAAAAUUAAAAUGUGAUAUUAUUAAGUUAUUGACCAUCGAGUCAAACUCUUGUUAUGAUUGUACAAAUUAGACAUAUUAGAGGUCCACUCUUUGUACUAAACAAGAAUAUUUUUAUUUUCAAUGAUAAGUUCUCCAGCAGGUUUCAAGUAGACGCAUUCUUCGAAAUCUUUUUUAAGUUUUUAUCAGGAAUGUGCAAAAUCGUGUUAUCCGCUUAGAAUUGAAAAUUCAGCAAAUUCAAUGUCAGAUUGAAGUUGAGUUAUUUUUAGCUGCAUUUAUCAAUGAAUAAGAAAAAAAAUGUAAUUUUUUCAAUCUCUAAAUUCAAUAAAUAGUCAUAAAAUAA